UCGUUUUCUUGGAGCUUAAGGCACUGGGAGCUCACACAGAAACAUCUGAAUAAUACUGAGUCGAGGUACGUUUCGUUUCUUCCUUAGAUAUAUGAUCUGUUCAUAUAUAGUUUGGUUCAUGCGUGGAUUAGUAGAUCUUAUUAUUCAUUAGGUUAUCUUCGUCGAUUCGUUUAAUUACCAUAAAGAAACAUAAUCUUUGUCUUCUUUCUAUAGAUAUGGCGCAGAGACCACGAUGUGGAGCAUGCAGGCUUCUGAAUAAAAAAUGCACAGAAUCAUGUGUCUUUGCACCUUUCUUCCCUCCGCAAGAGCUUGAAAAGUUCCAGUGUGUGCACCAUGUGUUUGGGUCGUCCAACGUGAAGAAGAUGCUCAAUGCAGUAGACUUUGGUCAGCGUGAAGCGGUUGUUUUCACACUUGUGUACGAGGCUCGAGCCAGAAUCAAAGACCCCAUCUACGGGUGCGUCUACCGCCUCUUCCUCAAAGAACAAGAGAUAGUUAUGCUUCGACAAGAAAACGAUUCACUCAGGGAUCAACUCGCGCUUCAGAUAGGUUAUCAAGGUUUAGUUCAAAUGCAGCCUACGCAGCAGAUGGAUCAGCAACAAAGUGGUUCCGCGUUUGAAACGCAGCCUACGCCGCAAGAGAUGCGUUCCGCGUUUGAAACGCAGCAUCACACGGGUCCUCAAACUCAAGAAAGGGGUUUCACGUUUGACACGCAGCAACAAAGCGGUUUUGCGUUUGAAACUCAGCAACCCAUGAGUUAUCAAGGUUUCCCGCAAGACAUAGUGAGAGGCUUGCAACAUGGUCAAAGCGAUGUUGGGCUUGAGGCCAUGUUGUCCAACACUAUACAGCAUUCUCUGCAACAACAAAGUGGCUUCACGUUUGAUAGGCAGCAGCAAAGGGGUUUUGCGUUUGAAAAUCAGCAACACAUGGGGUCUCAAGGUUUCACGGAAGAUAUAGGGAGAGGCUUGCAACAUGAUCAAGACGAUGCUGAGUUUGAGUUGUGGAGGGCUGGCCUCGAUUCUGAGUUUGCUGAGUUUCUGUUGUCCAACACUACACAGGCUUCUCUACCACUGCCACCGCAGGACAAGCAGACGAACUCUGAGACCGACAAGGAGGUUGCGUAAUGGUUCACCUGAUCGUUAGUAAAAGAAGAGAGCACUUUUAGGCUUUGGAUUUGCGUUUUGUUAUUCUUUGGAUAUAGUACAUUUACAUUCCUUCGUCACAUCUUACCUCUAGAAGAUAUAGGGUCUUAACUGUGGCAUGGCAUCUUAACCGUGGCAUGGUAACUGCAAAUAUGUACCGUGGUGGCAUGAUAAAAAUCUAAUCAAAUAUGUAUUGUGCCUUUGCAUUUUUUCAUUUCCUGA
Brassica napus (rape) is the source of this 1361-nucleotide messenger RNA. RefSeq names its product LOB domain-containing protein 36-like. Gene Ontology annotation, biological process: positive regulation of DNA-templated transcription; hormone-mediated signaling pathway. Lineage: Eukaryota; Viridiplantae; Streptophyta; Magnoliopsida; Brassicales; Brassicaceae. Bases 216 to 1121 code for a protein of 301 amino acids. Gene Ontology annotation, cellular component: nucleus. The transcript has a single exon. The record is from RefSeq and is a predicted model, not a curated record.